AUGGCACAGGAGAACGCCGCCUUCGCCGCCGGCCCCGAGGAGCCGUCGCGGCGCCGCGGCCGCCAGCGAUACGUGGAGAAGGACGGCCGGUGCAACGUGCAGCAGGGCAACGUGCGCGAGACGUACCGCUACCUGACGGACCUGUUCACCACUCUGGUGGACCUGCAGUGGCGCCUCAGCCUGCUCUUCUUCGUCCUCGCCUACGCACUCACCUGGCUCUUCUUCGGCGCCAUCUGGUGGCUCAUCGCCUACGGCCGCGGGGACCUGGAGCACCUGGAGGACACGACCUGGACGCCAUGCGUCAACAACCUCAACGGCUUCGUGGCCGCCUUCCUCUUCUCCAUCGAGACGGAGACCACCAUCGGCUACGGGCACCGCGUCAUCACCGACCAGUGCCCCGAGGGCAUCGUGCUGCUGCUGCUGCAGGCCAUCCUGGGCUCUAUGGUGAACGCCUUCAUGGUGGGCUGCAUGUUCGUCAAGAUCUCGCAGCCCAACAAGCGUGCCGCCACGCUCGUCUUCUCCUCACACGCGGUGGUGUCACUGCGCGACGGCCGCCUCUGUCUCAUGUUCCGCGUGGGCGACUUGCGCUCUUCUCACAUCGUCGAGGCCUCCAUCCGCGCUAAGCUCAUCCGCUCGCGCCAGACGCUCGAGGGCGAGUUCAUCCCGCUGCACCAGACCGACCUCAGCGUGGGCUUCGAGACUGGCGACGACCGCCUCUUCCUUGUCUCGCCUCUCGUCAUCAGCCACGAGAUCGAUGCUGCCAGCCCCUUCUGGGAGGCGUCGCGUCGCGCCCUCGAGAGGGACGACUUCGAGAUCGUUGUCAUCCUCGAGGGCAUGGUGGAAGCCACGGGAAUGACAUGCCAAGCUCGGAGCUCCUACCUGGUGGAUGAGGUGCUGUGGGGCCACCGCUUCACAUCAGUUCUGACCCUGGAGGAUGGUUUCUACGAGGUGGACUAUGCCAGCUUCCACCAGACCUUUGAGGUGCCCACGCCCUCGUGCAGCGCCCGGGAGCUGGCUGAGGCAGCAGCCCGCCUUGAUGCCCAUCUCUACUGGUCCAUCCCCAGUCGGCUGGAUGAGAAGGUGGAGGAGGAGGGGGCUGGGGAGGGGGCUGGGGGAGAAGUUGGGGCUGACAAGGAACAGAAUGGCUGCCUGCCUCCCCCAGAGAGUGAGUCCAAGGUGUGA
Molecule: messenger RNA, 1182 nt
Organism: Pteropus alecto (black flying fox)
Lineage: Eukaryota; Metazoa; Chordata; Mammalia; Chiroptera; Pteropodidae
Gene: KCNJ9
Product: potassium voltage-gated channel subfamily J member 9
Exons: 2
Coding region: 1-1182 (393 amino acids)
Biological process (GO): potassium ion import across plasma membrane; regulation of monoatomic ion transmembrane transport
Cellular component (GO): plasma membrane
Molecular function (GO): G-protein activated inward rectifier potassium channel activity
Source: RefSeq, a predicted model, not a curated record